Jaculus jaculus (lesser Egyptian jerboa) is the source of this 4007-nucleotide messenger RNA. RefSeq names its product gremlin 2, DAN family BMP antagonist (gene Grem2). The transcript has 2 exons. Gene Ontology annotation, molecular function: receptor ligand activity; BMP binding. The record is from RefSeq and is a predicted model, not a curated record. Lineage: Eukaryota; Metazoa; Chordata; Mammalia; Rodentia; Dipodidae. Gene Ontology annotation, biological process: animal organ morphogenesis. Bases 142 to 687 code for a protein of 181 amino acids.
UCCCGGAGCCGCUGCGCCCGGCCGGCACCCGGCACCCACCCCGCUGCGGACCGGGCCACCCAGAGAGAGAGAGAGAGAGACAGAGAGAGAGGACAGGGGCAGGGAGACAGAAGGACGAGGCUUGCAUCACGUCGUUGCAGGAUGUUCUGGAAGCUGUCCCUGACUUUGCUCCUGGUGGCCGUGCUGGCGAGGGUCACGGAUGCCCGCAAGAACCGGCCGGCCGGUGCCAUCCCUUCGCCGUACAAGGACGGCGGCGGCGGCGGCGGGGGCGGCGGCGGCGGCGGGGGCGGCGGCGGCAACAACUCGGAGCGGUGGCAGCACCAGAUCAAGGAGGUGCUGGCGUCCAGCCAGGAGGCCCUGGUGGUCACCGAGCGCAAGUACCUCAAGAGUGACUGGUGCAAGACGCAGCCGCUGCGGCAGACGGUGAGCGAGGAGGGCUGCCGCAGCCGCACGGUGCUCAACCGCUUCUGCUACGGCCAGUGCAACUCCUUCUACAUCCCGCGGCACGUGAAGAAGGAGGAGGAGUCCUUCCAGUCCUGCGCCUUCUGCAAGCCCCAGCGCGUCGCCUCCGUGGUCGUGGAGCUCGAGUGCCCCGGCCUCGACCCGCCCUUCCGAAUCAAAAAGAUCCAGAAGGUGAAGCAGUGCCGCUGCAUGUCCGUGAACCUGAGCGACUCGGACAAGCACUGAGCGCGACCCCCAGCACCCACCCACCCCACCCCCACCGGGCGAGCGUGCGGGCGGGCGGGUCGCUGCUCCCGCCCGGCCCCGCGCAGCAUCCUCGGAGCUCACGCGCAGCACGCUGUCUGGUUGUCCCCUGCUCCUCCUCUUCCUCCUCCUCCUCCUCCUCCUGCUGGGCAGCAAGCGCGUCCCUUGGGGCUCACGGUGCCCUUGAUGCAAACGUGCGCAGCGCGAGUGGAGCUUUGCUGAUUGUGGCGUUGUGGACCCCCGACCCCGGGGCCUCACCCUGCGCUUCCAAAAGAAAAGGGAAAAAGAAAGAAAGAAGAAAUCAGGCUCUGUGUGGAUCAGGACCGAUUGGAAGAGGCUGGAAAACCACUCCCAGUCACCAGAGAGGACCUUUCACGUGUCCUAAAUCCUCCUCUUCCUCCUCUUCCUCCUCCUCCUCCCUGCAUUUGAUGUUUCCACCAUGUGGAAAAGCAAGUACUGCCCUGGCCACAUCCCACACUCCAGCUCUGUCCUUUCUGUGUGAAGGACGUGCACAUCGCACAUCACUUUUCUAAUUCAAACAUCUACUGGUUACCGGAUCUCAGUGGGGGACGAGGGGCAUUUUAUCUUGUGACCUGGAGACUUCCCUGGGCCACUACUGUGAUGCCAGUGUGGACUUGGCCCACCAAGGAGAUGCUCACGGGCUCGGGGAGGGCGUCUCCCAACAAACCCGACAUCCAGAAGACCAAGCGGAUGAGGAAUGAUGCUUCCCUGGGGCCUGAGCGCACCGCAGGCCACACCCUUCCCACCUGUAGACACCACCGCCUCUUCUUCCUUGCUUCCCACGGCCCACACCUGGGGAGCUCAAGAUGAACUCUGGUGUGCAUGCUAUGCGCGCUGCAGUUGGACUGUCAACACACAAGAUCUCUGUAUUAACAUAGUCUGUUUUAUAAUUGACCUGUAUUGUAAAGAGCUAUUGAGAGAGUAUUACAGACCUCUAUCCAUGUAUUGAGUCACAUGUUUUGGCUCUGGCAGCGCCGUUCUGAAGAGGGAGCAGCACGGGUAAUGACCUGCUGAAAAGGUUAUUUUACUGAGGAAUACUGCCUGGUCAGCACAUCACUGCCACGCACCUGUUUUAGAUUGGAGAGGGGCAUGGGAAGACUCAUCAUUUUACGUUGAGUAUGACGUCGCUGAAAGCACUAAAGUAUUGUGGAUCAGUGUAACAAUUGGAUUGGGAUGGACCCGUAUAUGGAGGGGGAAUUAUUGGGAAGUAGCUAGUGUAGAGCCCUUGUAAUGUUUAAUGUACAUAUGGGGGUGAGGCUGUACACUAUUUUCACUGCCAUAACACUAAGCAAAAACUAUUGCUGAUAAAAGAUGUUUAAGGAUGUAAGGGUUGGGUCCCUUUCUGGCACAGGAGGAAGUUAAGGAUAAAUAUAUAGAGAUUAGUAAUGUAGCUUAACUGUCCCCCAGAAGAUAGUUUCCUUUGCAAAGAAUGUACUUAUAAAAGUAUAAGCAAACACCUUUCGUUUUUCUAAUAAGUUGUUGACGUUUUUCAUAUUGUGGUCUUUUGAUAUGAGGAAGUUGAAAUAAUUUAUUUCCUCACAAAAUUAUACUCACUUUUAGUCAAUUGCCCAAGAGAGGCCUCUUUGUGAGUGAUGUGUAUGGAAUCUGACAAAUGUGAAUGACAUGCCAUUGUUGGGAAGCAAAACAUACUAAAACCUUUUGCUGGUAAUUUCCAAGUGAGUGCUCUUGCCAAAGGGUGGGUUCGUGUGUGUGUGUGUGUGUGUGUGUGUGUGUGUCAGAGAGAGAGAAAGACCCUGUGCAAGGUGCUCUGAGACUGAGGUUCCUGACAUAUAGUAGUGACAGCUGCUUUCUAGUCCUGCCACCCCAAGAACAAGGAUUGGGACAGGGUGUUAUCAGCCAAUCUAUUGGCUACUGCUGAAAUGCACAUUCUAGAUUUGUGUCAUUUCUGCAACACCCUCAAACCUGAGCACAGAUUGUGCACUUGUGGAGGAAGUCUUGGCUCCAGCAAUGAGUGUGUGCAGCCUGAAGUGAGGCGGAGGCCGAAUCAGGAGCAACCAUCGACUCCCAGAAUCCGAGUGUGGAGAUGAGAAGUGGAGAGGGCGGGUGUCUGGGGUCAGAGCUGUGAUGUUUGCAUGUAGCAGAAAUCCUCAAGCAAGUCAGCACAGGGUAUGCAGCAUAAGGCUGUGAAGGAAGAGAAUCCACGUGACCCUAGUGGAGGCUGAUGGAGUGUAAUGAGAGGGAAGGUAAGGGGAGUCAACAACACAACCGCAAAACCAACCCCUGCCACAAAGCACGGGAGAGUGAAGCUAGGAACCCACUGAAAAUAAACCUGACCACUCUGAUCCCAAUCCUUGGGAUUAGCCAUGAAAGCAGUAUGUUAUGCAGUAGUCUGGGGCUCCCUCUGGGGUUAAUGUAUGUAUAAAGUUUACCUUAUACUGGCUCAAAUUGUAUUUAAUUUUUUGUUUUGUUUAUAAAUGAAGAAAAGCUUUAAGUAUAAUGUAAUUAUUUUAUAGGUAUACUAUUAAGUUAUAGAACAAAUAAAGAUACUCUAGGAUUAUAUGUGACGCUGGUGUGAUGUACCAUGAAAGUGGAAUUUUGAACUUGUGUCUGUAGUUCUGACUGUGUGUUCAGAGCACAUUAGUCCCAGCCACCUUGAAUUCACCACCUGGCCCGUGUCACACAAACUUCUUGGAGGCUGGCAUCUUUGGAGAUAAUCAUAAUCAGGCAUUAAAUGAGCAAAAAAACGCUGAAUGAGGACGCCUUGAGGCUACUGCACAUCCAGAAGCCAUGUCUUCCCUCCGGGAGCCAGUGCACUACCCUUGUCUUUUACUCAAGCCACAAACCGUCCUGACUUACAUUUGCUUCUCACAACUUUCAACAGUUCUUAAUUUAAAGGCGUCUCACUUUCACAAUAUCUUCAUGUUCCUUCAAAUUAAACUCUGCCAUUCAGGAAAUGCAAUGAUCAAUUUAAAAAAAGAAACUUUAAUAAAAUUGCACAUGGUGAUUCACUGUACAGACCUUGCAGGAUUUAAAUUUAACAUACCAACAUUCUUAGUUUAUUAAUUGAAACACAAUAUUCUACUUUGGUCUCUAGUAUCCCAAUUCCCUUGCUACUCAAGUUGGCUGACUGAUUUUUUUAAGGUUUGUAAAGUCAACGAAAAUGAACUGUUGCUAUGGCAUAAACAACUGAGAAUGUAUUUGUUUCUAGAAAGCUUAAUUAAGGAUUGGUCUAUCACCACUAAUUAUUAAUGUCUGCAUGGGACAUAAUGGUAAGAUCAAAUCAUAAAUAAUGCCAUUAAAGCUUGUUGGUCCUCAGGUUA